AGCAACACUAGCAACAGUAGGCUCGGUGCAGGCAGCAAACGAGGGUUGCCGACAAAACGGGGAGAGGCGAGAGAAGAGCAGUUCGUACGGUCGCUCGCUCACUUGGGUUUAUUAUUAACAUCCCUCUCUCUGUCUCAGGGUUUUCUUUUUUUACCUGCCCUACGAUCGGUGUGAGUGAAUCCGUCAGUGUCUCGGCCAGGGUUAAAUGAAACUGGUUUUUCUCUGUUCUUCCUCAUCUGCCUCAUCUUUCGGAGCAGACCCUGGUCCUGCCCUUAUCGAGCGAUCCGAGUGCACGUGUUUCGGGGUUGUUGUCCGACGCCAGCUCGUCCCCUGUAAUUUUCAAUAUCCAUUAUUACUAUGAUAUGUUGCAUUGGUUGCAUUCGUCUUUUCACCGACUAUUGGAUCAUACUUGAUUUCUGCUCGCAUCGCUGCAGAAACAACUGAUUCGUGACUUCGUGUCGUGUUAAUUCUCGACAAGGAUGCUACGGAAACUGUGAAAUUCCAGCGAGAGAGGAAAUAUCAUAUUUGCAACUCUAUCGAGUGCUGAGAGGAAGUGUGGAUCGGAAAUACCCGCAGAAAUGACAGAAGCCGAAUGCUGCUGCCGAUAUUCUUGUAUCAGUAGGUCAUAGACACAAGGCAAGAGGUGAACGAGAUUAAAAGCCUGGAGCGAUGUCUCGAGACGAGGUGCUCGCGACCAUGGGUGUGGAAAUCGUUCAAGUUGCGGCGACCCGCUUGAGCAAUAGUUUCGCCUACAUGGACGACGUGUCCAAGAGCCUCUCCCGCGGGUCCCGCCGACUGAAGUCAAGUUUGCUGGAGGAACGAGCGACCGACGAGUCGGACCCCACGAGCAACACGAGCUCCGUCGCUUCGGACGACUAUCACGGGGCGUCCUCCAUCCCCUGCUCCCUGGAAGGCUCGGUGCAGACGCCCGAUAGGAAACGCGUGAGUCUCGGCAGCCAUCGCCAGAGACUGAAGAGCAGCUGCACCAUCAGCGGCGACAACGGCAGCAUCGGAUACGGGUCGUCGGCGCCGCUCGAGUCGGAGAAUUCCUACUCGUCUCACCCUGGAUAUCCGCUGACGCUGACUACCGACAAGGGGAGCAGUCGGAAGUCGAGCUCCUCGUCGAGCAACUCGCCCAAGGAAGAGGACACGAGGACUGCUUCCUCGGCCACUUCGCCUCCGACUUCACAACGAUUCCUGUCGCCGUCUUCCUCCAUUCCACCCUCGACGACGUCCGUUAGUUCUUCCUCCAGGACGCCUGCUAAUUCCAGAGGAACCACUGGCAAGAGUCAGAGUUCGCUGACCAGGUCCCGUGGCGUGGUUCCAGGGACUGUUGCGCCCUCGACGUCCUCUUGGAACAGUUCGUCGGUGGAGCAAGAGUCGAACUACGUGAUCGAUGUUGAGAAGGGAAAUGCGUACCACAAAGGACAAUUCCUCGGAAAGGGUGGCUUUGCGAAAGUUUACCUUAUAACCGACAUUUCAACGAGGAAACAGUAUGCUUGCAAAAUUAUUCCCAAGAAUCGAAUGCAGAAGAUUCACAUGCAAAAGAUUGCGAGAGAGGUGACGAUACACAAGGAACUGAAUCAUGUCAAUGUCGUUCAGAUGCAUCAUUACUUCGAGGACAACCUUAGUGUCUACAUGCUCUUGGAAGCUUGUCCACGAAAGAGUCUGAUGCACGUGUUGGGUUAUCGUGGCAAAGUAACGGAACCGGAAGCCAGAUACUACAUGAAGCAAAUGGUAACAGGAGUUGCUUAUAUUCAUUCGCAAAAAGUCGUUCACAGGGAUUUGAAACCUGGCAAUAUGUUUCUCUCGGAGCGAAUGAUUGUCAAAAUCGGAGACUUCGGAUUGGCCACUCGCCCUGAUGGUCAACGCAGAAAAGUAACGAUCUGCGGGACGCCCAACUAUAUUGCUCCGGAAGUUCUCUACAAACAGGCUUACAGUUACGAGGCGGACGUUUGGGCUCUGGGUUGUAUUCUGUACGCACUGCUCGUCGGCCAACCUCCGUUCGACACAGCGACACUGAAAGAGACGUACACGAGAAUCUGCAACAACCGAUAUCGGGAAGUGGACGACACGAUGGCCAGUCGCAAUGGACAGGAUCUGAUUCGCUGGCUCUUGCACCCGAAUCCCGAACUGAGGCCGUCCCUCGAGCGGGUCAAGGAGCACCCCUAUCUCACCAAGGAGUACGUGCCGUCAUUCUUGCCCGACACGUGCUGCUACCGGACGCCUCAACUCUCGAUUAUCGAGCCACUCACUUCGGCAGUCUCGCCCUCGUCGUCCGUCAUUUCGACGAACAACAAUAUUCACGCGGAGGAAAUAACGCAACACUCGCAGCUGAGGGCCCAGUCGCCGUCGCGAGUCGACGGCCGCAAGCAUUCGGGCAAAGGACAGAAGGUCUCGAACUGGCUGGCGAGGAAGCUGUCGAAGCUGCCCAAGCUGCCGUGGUUCCGACAGCGCCUCAGCAGCGUUCUCUGUCCCGAGGCGAGGAAGAAGCAAACCCUGAUGGAAUCCGGCGGCGGUGGCGGCGGGCAGACGCCUGUUGUGCCGCAGAGUGUGCAGAUGAGCAGGGCACUCGAAGAUGGCCUCGCCGAGAUAAAGUGUCGACAGGCGGCUAGGAAUCCCCCCAAAGUGGAUGACGUGACGCCCUUGUUUGUCAUCAAGUGGAUUGAUUACUCCAACAAGUACGGCUUGGGUUUUCAGCUAUCUGAUAAAUCCGUCGGGGUGCUCUUCAAUGACAGCACGAAGAUGAGCUACACUCCCGAUAGAAGGCGAGUCGAGUACAUGAGAACCGAUGACGAAGUGACGAGAUAUCACAGGGAGAAGGAUGUUCCUUCAGCAUUAGAAACGAAACUAGAUAUUCUGAGAUAUUUCACGGAAUAUAUGGAGCAUCACCUAACAGAAGGUGGCGAAAUCAAAGAAAUUAAAAACACGCGCCAAUCGCGCUCCGCUUGUGUGCCAAGAAUGCGGCGCUGGCUGCGAACGGACAAAGCGAUUGUGAUGGAACUGACCGGACCACUUCUUCAGGUGAAUUUCUUCAUGGACCACACGAAAAUGGUCGUCUCGCAGGAGCCAUUGUGUAAAGAGUACCUCAUCACUUACAUCGACGCCAGUAGACGUGUCUCUUCCUACUGGCUAGGUGAUCUCCGGAGUUACGGUUGCACCUCCGAAAUCCACGAAUGCUUGCACUACCUUUGCAAAGUGUCCCGCGAGUUUGCUGAUCUCGAUAACAAUGCAGUUGGCUGAUUGCCAACGUUUAGAACCUUUCUCGAGGUUAAAGAAACCAAAAUCUAGAAUUUUGCUUGAACUUUUAUUUUUCAAGUUAUUCUAUAUCUUCUGUGAUCUGAAUUUGUAGUGAUUUCUUAGGAGGAAGGUAGAAAGAAAGGAGAUGGAGAAGGAGAAUUUCUCGAAAACUGGAUAAAAAUAACAUUGUUAUUAAAACUUUAAAUGUUACAUUUAGAAUUUCUAUAUUAGAAGUUGUUAUAGAAUUUAGUGGAAAAAAAGAGUUUUUUGUGCGUAAAAUUAGAGAUUAUUUAUUUAUUUUUAUCCAGAUUUCUGUUAUUAUUUGUACUUCGAAAAUAAACUCCAUUUUCAAAAAUGAAAAAGGAGAAAAUUGCACUAAAAAAAAAAACUUUCUGUGAUUGAUUUCAAAGUUUAAACUCGUUUCCGGGACUCUGUUGAGUUUUUCAAAACUUUAUUAUAAAAGAAGCUUAUGUCUCGUAGCUUUAAAAGAACGAAUAUAAUUAUAAACUCGAUUCGCGACUGGUUAAUGGCCGUUUUGUACUCUCGAGAUGAUCGCACAGUAGUUGUUGAAACUCUUAGAGAAUUUAGCUUAAACGCAGAGUUCAGUCAAGGCUACCAAUUAAGUUGAGGGUCUUUGGUAAUCCUAGUCAGAUGCGUUUUUUCAAGUUUAUUGAAAGUUCAUGAAAGAGAACAGAUGGUCACUGCCAAUUUGUUGCCACUGUAGUUACAUGUCGCUGUUAAUUCCAGGACGAUUCGUUUAAUAAUAUAAAAAAACAAAAAAAAAUAAUAGAGUCGUAAAAUUGUUGUUAUUACUAUUGCUAUUAUUAAUAAUAUUAUUAUUAGUUAUUAAAUAACUAUACUUUACUUUAUUAAUUUAAUUAAAUGCAUUGUUAAGUGGUUUAGUCAAUUGUCAAUUACUCGUCAAUUGAAUUUCAUUGAUCGUACAUUGAAAGUCAAUUUAAUUUAAUUGAUCUUUAAUUACUUAACGAUUUAAUUUCAUUAGUUGUUAAUUAAUAAAUGAAUAAUCAUCUAUUAUAAAACAUCAUCGAUAUUAUAUAUUGAACAGGAACAGAAGGAAAGUCACUGUAAUUAGAAUCAAAUCUUCAUUGAGUCUCUCGUUUUCAUUACUGUUACAUUUUUAUAUCGCGCAAUAUCUCCUCCAAAAGUGUUAGCUUCAAAAAAAUUGCAAUCAAACAGAAAAGUUAAACCGAGAUAAGAAAAAGUUAAUGCAUUUUUUAAAACAGAAAUCAAUUAUUUUCAUAAAAUGAAAUUAAAAAGAAAAACAAAAUAUAAUUGUUAAUUUAAAAUGAAAAGACAGUUAUUUGAAAAGGCUAUAAAAAAAUGUAAAUUAUCUUUUCUUUGUACUCCUGAAAUUGUAAUUUUUGGAAACGGAAGCUUACACGAUGGUGAAAUGGUUAGAAUGUUAGAUAUAUUAUAAAUGUAUAAUAUAGUGAUAAAGAGUUUCAUUUGCUCUGUGAUCGUGAAACGGUGUGUUAGAUCUAAAAAUUUGAGAUAUAAAUUAUAUGCCUUAGAAAUAAUUAACGUUCCGAUUCAUUUGCUUUUACGAAUGAUAUUCCUUCGCUUCAUAUUUUCCUUGUUAAGAAACGAAAAUUUGACGUUAUUAUAAAAGAGUUACGUUUAUUUUCUACGAUCGUUUUUUUAACGAAAUAUAUGUACAAGGCUCAUGUUUCACGUUGAGAAACGAAUAAUGAAGAUAAUUAAAGAUCUCAAAUGCGAGUUUUCGCAAAUCAA
This is a messenger RNA of Leptopilina heterotoma, 4992 nucleotides long. RefSeq names its product serine/threonine-protein kinase polo-like. The transcript has 9 exons. Gene Ontology annotation, cellular component: nucleus; centrosome; cytoplasm. Gene Ontology annotation, molecular function: protein serine/threonine kinase activity; protein binding; ATP binding. NCBI's taxonomy places the organism in Eukaryota, Metazoa, Arthropoda, Insecta, Hymenoptera, Figitidae. The coding region runs from base 670 to 3243 and encodes 857 amino acids. Gene Ontology annotation, biological process: protein phosphorylation; regulation of cytokinesis; mitotic cell cycle. The record is from RefSeq and is a predicted model, not a curated record.